AUGGCACUUACAUUUGCCGCUGGUAAUAAGGUCUUUUAUGAUAAGCAAGUUGUUAAACAAGUAGACGUCCCAUCCUUCAGUGGUGCGUUUGGUAUCUUACCCAAACAUGUACCCACUCUUGCUGUUCUCAGACCUGGUGUUGUCACAGUCCUUGAGAAUGAUGGAAAACAGAACAAAAUUUUUGUUUCAUCAGGCACAGUCACAGUCAAUGACGAUUCCUCAGUUCAGGUACUUGCUGAAGAGGCACACCCAUUAGAAAAUUUGGACAGAGCCGCAGCGCAAGAAACAUUAUCCAAGGCACAAUCUGAAUUCAAUUCUGCUGCUAAUGAAAAGGCCAAAGCUGAGGCAGCGAUCGCAGUGGAAGUAGCCGAAGAGAUCGUUAAGGCCGCAUCUGCGUAA
Molecule: messenger RNA, 399 nt
Organism: Leptosia nina
Lineage: Eukaryota; Metazoa; Arthropoda; Insecta; Lepidoptera; Pieridae
Source: the annotation of a GenBank genome assembly